UACACACAAAAAGUGACACGGAAAUGACGUAUUAUAGGGUUUACAGUUCACUGUGCGUUAACACAUGUGCGUCCUCCAUAUCCAUGCGUCGGAAUAAAACAAGUUUAAUUGUUGUUGAAGUCCACAGCGGUUGACUGAACAGCGUUAAGAUGUUGAAAGACAUUUCGUCUUCAUCGAGUGAAGACGAGGUAGACGAUGCUCCCACAGAAACACUAACAGAAAAGCCAACCACACCGGAAAAGAAGACCACCAGGUACCAGUGUCCUGCAGACUUCGUGUCUUUCUGCCAUAAACCCUGCAGCAGCACCUUCACAGCCAGGCUAAAGAAAAACAAGACUGAGCUGUGGCUCAUCAAAGCUCCUGCCAGCUUUAAUCCAGAAUGUUUCAAUGGUAUCAAGGUUCCUCUGUCAGGUCUCCAGACUGUAAAGGUUCCCCGAGCUGCAGGUGUGGACAAAUCUGGGAGUAGACAGCAGAUCUAUAACAUCCUGGCAUCCUCCCAUGGUACUGCUGAGCUCCACUUGCUCACCACCAAAAAGCAGUCAUCCGACAGAGUCAUCAUUGGUCCAGCUUUCUCAGGCCAGCUGAAUGUGAGUGAGAGCUAUGGAGACAGCAGCGCCAAUUUGGCUCCUCAGAUCAUCCCUGCUGCUCCAGCGCCCUCCAUACCACCAGGCCUCAAACAGCGCUUCCACCCCUUUGGAAGUAGGACCAUGGCGAUGGACGGUAUUUCAGAAAAUGAGACUGAUGGGUCCAUCGUUAGGCCUUCACUUACACACCUCCAUCCGAUUGUCAGUAAACGAUCCAUCGAAGAAGUGGAGCAUGAGAGAGAAGCUGAAGAUGGAAAGAAAAAAAGGAAAAAGAAGGAAAAGCAGCUAAAGGUAGCUCGAGAGGAGGUGGAGGAGCUAAAAGUGGAAACCACAGCUGAGUUUCUUAAUGAAGCAGUGACUCAACUACCACUACAGGAGGGUGAUGUUUCAGAGAAAAGGAAAAGGAAGAAGAAAAAGAAAGCCAGGGAGCAGGCAGAGGCAGAGGAGGUGACGGUGAAAGUAGAACCUAUGGCUGAAUUUGAAGAGUUCCCCUUUCAGAAUGUUGAAGUUUCAAAGACAAAGAAGAAGAAGAAAAAGAAAGACAGAGAGCGAGAGGAGGAGGGUGUGGGAGUGGAGCCUGAAGUAGAUUUAAAGGUCGAAGAGGUCGUCAUAAAAUGUGAACCAACAAAGACUUUCUGUGUCGAUGAAGUGGAAGGCUUAGGAAAGAAGAAGAAGAAGAAAAAGAAGAAGAGCAAAAAUGAUGAUUAAUCUUUCUGUCACCAUGUUGGUUAUUAUUAUUUUAUUACUCUUUAUGACUCCUCAAUUAUGUAUGUGUGAUACAUUUCACAAAUCAAGACUUGCUGUCAUGGUUUAUUGCAAUAAAAGAUUGCAGUAGGCACAACCUGCAACACAAUUUAUACCAUGUAUUUAAAGAAUGCAUCUUCAAGAGACAUGUUUUUGACAUAUAUUGUAGAAUAUUAGAAAUGCUGUAAAACCCAUGUUAGAAAUUCAACUAAAAAAAACCCCAAGCAAUUAAAUUGAGUAAAAUCUGAGUAAA
Cynoglossus semilaevis (tongue sole) is the source of this 1581-nucleotide messenger RNA. It is a transcript of the gene polr1g, whose product is annotated as RNA polymerase I subunit G. The record is from RefSeq and is a predicted model, not a curated record. NCBI's taxonomy places the organism in Eukaryota, Metazoa, Chordata, Actinopteri, Pleuronectiformes, Cynoglossidae. Gene Ontology annotation, molecular function: RNA binding. The transcript has 3 exons. Gene Ontology annotation, cellular component: RNA polymerase I complex. Bases 150 to 1292 code for a protein of 380 amino acids. Gene Ontology annotation, biological process: transcription by RNA polymerase I.